ACGUGCCCUGAUGCUGCUUAAUAACAGUAGUAGUAGUUGAGGCAGGAGCGGGAGAGUAGAUAGAAGAAAUAAAAGUCGUUGGUACUGGCGGCUACUACGUGCCAAGGACGACGAGGCUGGAACGGGAGGAAGCGGACCCGGGGGAACGUGAAAGGGGGAGGGAUCCCAGCUCCGGCCAGCCUCCGUCGGCACCCACGGCCACGGGCGGCACGCCAUCACCAUGGACGCGGAGGCCGGAGAGGCGCCCCUCCUCUCCCACCAGCACAGCCCCAACCAGGUCUCAUCAGCAAAUCACAACGGCAAACCCUUCAACUGGAAGGCUCCUGCUAUUAUCUUGGCGUUUGAGUUCUUGGAGAGCAUUGCCUACGCUGGUAUUGCCCUCAACUUGGUAGUAUAUCUUGGGAAGGUCCUUCACGGAACUACCGCUUCAAAUGCUGCAAAUGUCGAUACAUGGAACGGCACCACGUUCCUUACGCCCGUCCUUGGAGCGUUUCUUGCUGAUACAUACUGGGGGAAGUACAAGACCGUCGCCAUCUCCAUAAUAUUCUAUCUUACUGGGUUGCUCAUCAUUACUGCUUCGGCGAUCAUUCCAUCUUUACAACCCGCCGCAUGUGAAGGAACUUCAUGCCCUCCUGCCACAGGGUUUCAGAAUUUUGUCUUCUUUACUGCACUAUACCUUGUCUCGGUUGGGACUGGAGGGGUUAAAUCAGCUUUGCUCCCCCUUGGAGCUGAUCAGUAUGAUGAUUCAAACCUUGAGCAGAGUAAAAAGAAGCAGGCUUUCUUUAGCUGGUUCUUCAUUGCCAUUAACCUUGGCGUCUUCAUCUCGGGGACAGUUGUUGUAUGGAUACAGCAAAAUGUUGCUUGGUCACUUGGAUUCGGCAUCUCAUCGAUAUGCCUCAUUAUCGCCACAGUUGCCUUCUUGGCAGGAACACCAAUCUACAGGGUUCAACUUCCUACUGGAAGCCCACUUAAAAGUCUUGUAGCGGUGUUUGUUGCGUCAUUUAAAAAGAGAAAAGUGGAGGUUCCUGCUGAUAGCUCAAUAUUGUUUGAUGGAAAUGAUGCCGACUUAACCAAUGAAGCACCAAACAAAUUGGCACAUACUGAAGGAUUCAGGUGCUUAGAUAAGGCUGCUGUAGUCUUAGGGGACCAAGAGAUAAAGUGAUGCGGAGCAUCCUUCCAUCAUCCCCAUGGACUCUACAGCAACACAUCCAAUCCCUCAAGGACCUAUGACUCGAGCACGUGCAAGAGCUCUUGAAACCGAGGUGACAUCACUCCUCUCACAAUUCCCUUUCGAUUCACAUGAGACAUGGUUACUACCUCAAACGGAAACGCUAUGCAUACUCAGGUACCAAUGAGUUCACCGUGAAGAAGCUAGGAAGCAAGGAGAACCGGAAGCGGAAGACAUGCAUGAAGACGGAGAGGAAAAAGCACCAAGGACCAGGGUGUCCGGACGAUCCGGACGGCGGCCCGGACGAUCCGGACAGAGCCCGGACGAUCCGGACCCCGGCUCGGGCGAUCCGGCUAAUUCGACCGAAGACUACAGAAGCCUCCCCCCUGAAGCCGGAUCAUCCGGACCCCGUCCCAGAUCAUCCGGACCCUGCCCGGACGUCCGGACCGCCAGCCGGACAUCCGGCCCUGCGCCUCCACCAGCCGAGUCUCCGGAUCAUCCGGGCCUCCACCCGGAUCAUCCGGACCAGCCCGGAUCAUCCGACUUCGGACCCGGAUCAUCCGGCCAGCGCGUGUUGGGCUGAGCCCGUGUACCCCUUCGCCCCCUAGCCU
Messenger RNA from Triticum aestivum (bread wheat), 1779 nucleotides. RefSeq names its product protein NRT1/ PTR FAMILY 8.3. Gene Ontology annotation, cellular component: membrane. The record is from RefSeq and is a predicted model, not a curated record. NCBI's taxonomy places the organism in Eukaryota, Viridiplantae, Streptophyta, Magnoliopsida, Poales, Poaceae. Gene Ontology annotation, molecular function: transmembrane transporter activity. Bases 221 to 1162 code for a protein of 313 amino acids. The transcript has 5 exons. Gene Ontology annotation, biological process: transmembrane transport.